AAAAACCACCACUAUUAAACACUGUAUACACUUCCGGAUGCCCGUUGAAAGUGCGUGGCGAACCUCAGCAAGGAGACUUAAAUGUAUUUUUUUUAAGUGCUGCGCGCUUUUGUUUUGUUUGAUAAGUUUAUGCAAAUAACUAGGACACAGGAACUCGGGGAGUUGGUAGAGUGACUCCCCCCGCCCAUGGGAUGCUAUACUGCCGCCCCACCACGCAUAACUCGGCGUUCAAAUAAAAACCGGAAGUAUCGAGAUGAAAUACAAGUCCUUCUCGGAUCUCGACAUUUGAUCCUCAAAACCAACUUUAAGAUCCUUCUUGUAAAUUUCAGAAUUGAACCUUUCAACCAUGAUGGAACAUAAUUAUCAGAAACCAUAAGGAAUGAACAGCCAAGAUCAACUGGAAAGAGAUACACACGCAGCCAAAAUCUUAACUGCAAAGAGCCAUGCAAUAUAUUCUAAGUUUGUUUUCAAAAGGAAACAAGGGAGGUUUAGCGUUCCUUCUGUCCCUCUGAAGACCCUGGUGCUGUUCAGCUGCAGGAAGUGCUGCUAAGAGUCAUUGAACACUUGCAAUCCGCAGUCUUGCCUGACAGAUGGAUGAACUGCUCGUGUACCUUUGAAACUGGCAACAUGGAUUUUCCAGAUUCCUCUUUGCUUGAAAAGGAGCCUAGGAAGAGUCUGACACUGGAAUGCAUCCUGCCCAGACACUCGGAUGCUUUUCUGGACCAUGAGGCCUUCUACGAAUGUGGUUCCAUCAACCCCUGGACAAGCUGUGUCUUCAUGUGCCGCCGGAGCCCUCGUCUUCUCUCGAAUGGCUACUACAUACUCACAGAGGACAGUUUUGUUUCGGAUGAAGAUGGCAACAUCACACUGAGCCCUUCACAGACAACUGUUACCUAUAAAGAGAAGUUAGUAAAAAUAUUCCAGAAAAGAAAGAGAAUCCACCGAUCCCUUGUUAGUCUGUUCAAUGUUAGUGCCUCUAAUCCAUGGCUGAACAGCACUGUUUGUAGUGAUACAGACGCCCCAGAUGAUAUCUGCGUUGGAGGAGAGAGUCAGAUGGAUACCAGUUGGUAUUAUGACAAGGAGUAUUUUGCUGUGAAAAGCAACUGUUGCCAAAUGAUCAUGCUGUCCAUGUUAUUGAUCAUUGCUCUGUUUGCAAGGUUCUUUCUGGGAGGACUGUUUACCACUCUGCUGAGCUGCUUGUUGCUGAUCACUUUAAUCUGUCUGCUGGCACUUCUGCACUCGUCACCUCUUGAUACCUUCUUUUGUCAACCUAUGCGAUCCAUACAGGAUUACCAUCCCUUCUUGUCAAAACCUUACUUGUUGCAGCAUUACUUCUGGGAUUGUUGCAUGGCCUUCUGUAGCUGCAAACUUCAUCAUCAUCAACAACAAUAAUAAAAAAUCCUGUGCCUUCAAGCAGUACUAGAAAAGACAGAUCAAUAUGGAAUGCUGUGAAAUCCACGUGGGUUCUUCUGAGAGCAUUUCAUCAAAAACUUUAAUUUCCAAGUUUAUGGGAUUGAUGGUCCAGACCGGACCAGGGCUUUGGUGGUGAUUUUGACUGAUGUCCCAGUGUGGAUUCUCCUCUAUGGGCCAAGAUGUGGAUCCCCAAAGGAGUGAGUGCCUAACAGUGGAUGGAUGCUGCUUGUGUUGUCUAGUUCCAGCCUAAUAUUCUGAGGAAAAUUACUCAGAGUAGUCUCAUUGAAAUUAAAAGUUAAGUUAUUCUUAACUUGUCCUCUGAGCCUUGUUGGAUCAGGCCCAAGGCCUAUCUAGUCCAGCAUCCUGUUUCACACAGUAGCCCACCAGAUGCCUCUGGGAAGCCCACAAGCAUGAAGGGAACAGCUCUAUCCUGCUGUUGCUACCCAUCAUCUGGUAUUCAGUGGCAUAGUGCUGUGGAACAUGGAGGUUCCAUCUAGCCAUCAUUACUAAUAGUUGCUGGUAGACCACUCCUCCAUGAAAUGUACCCUAGGACUUUCCUCUUCAUCUUUACAUUGCAGUGCAAGAAUAGGAACGCCGUACAAGCUUUUUUUUCAGGAAUUUUUUUUCCCCCAGGAAUGUUUGUGCAGUAUUCCUGAUAUCCUCCUUGAGGAAUCCUUCUGAGAUGCGCAGGAAACCUUAGAACAGAGUGUGAAAACCACCACCCUACUUCAUCAAAUGCAUGAGAGUGUUUGCACUUUACUGCUAACUUAUGAAUAUUAAUGGACAGGAAAAGUACAAUAAAAGCCAUGAGAAUGCAGUGCUUGAUGUAUUGCAUGCAAUUGGAUUAGGCAUCUAGGUUAGUUCAUAUCCCCCACUCAGCUAUAAAGGGUACUGGGCAGCUUUGGACAAGUCACUGUGUCUCAGAAUAAACCUACCUCACAGGCUUGUUGUGAGGGUCAAACACCACUUUGAGCUACUUGGAGUAAGGACACGAUACAAGUAAAUCAAAAUAAAUGAUACCAAGCAUACCACCCAGCUUUGCCAGAGUGAGUCCCUUGUCUGCAAAUUUCUUGGGGACUGGUGGCAAAAGGGUGUACAAUCAUUACCUUGCAUACCUGUGGAAUGAUAUAAGAGCACAAUAUUGAAUUUAACUGGCACUUAACAUAAAUGAACCUGACUGCAAAAGCUUGGCAUCUAUGUCUAUUUGCAAGACCUGUUACAAUAAAGGUAUUGAUUUAUAA
This is a messenger RNA of Hemicordylus capensis (graceful crag lizard), 2654 nucleotides long. RefSeq names its product transmembrane protein 71 (gene TMEM71). NCBI's taxonomy places the organism in Eukaryota, Metazoa, Chordata, Lepidosauria, Squamata, Cordylidae. The record is from RefSeq and is a predicted model, not a curated record. The transcript has 10 exons. Bases 595 to 1392 code for a protein of 265 amino acids.